AAACUGUAGUCUGUACUUUGUGAAGUUGAAAUGCUUUUCAGUAAAUAUUUGUCUCAACCAAGAAGGGCUUGAGCUCUCUCAACGUACCUGUUAGUGUUGUUGAAGGCGUGUGGCCAUGGCCAGCCCGGCCAUACUGCCGGCUGUUCGCCACUGGCCGGAUGACUUCCACUCUAUUUUUGUAGAUUGGGCGAAAAGCGCUCAAGAGCCGAAAGAAGAUGAAGGGAAGAAGAAAAAGGAUGACAAGAAAAAGAAAAAGAAGAAAGUGAUCAAGGCAACCAAGAAAGGAAAGGACAAUGGCAAGGAACAAAAACAGGAUGGUCCGAGGAGAUAUGCGCCAAGUGCACCAGACCUUGUGAUUUCUUCCAACCCAUCAGACUUCACUCUCUUUGCGAAGGUUCGCCAGGCAGUCCUUGAUGAUUUACUUGAGCGCAACCGCUGUGCCAUUUCGGGCAUCGAGGCGGGUCCGGAUGAUGACGAGUCCAGUGACGACGAAAAGCCCGAAGCAGCAGAGUUGACAGUACCAAAGGUGGUAGGUCUGGGCAUCUGCGGUGUGUUUGAGCUGAUCAAGGAUGCUCGUGCGUAUCACCCUGCACUAUGUGCGCGAGCUCUGACAGCACUGCUCAAUGUGCUGCAAGGACAGGAGCCUGAAGGAUUACACGCCGAGUCGUCAAAGUCUCUUGAGUGUCUGCAUGAAGUUCUUGUUGACCUUGUCAGCUAUCCAGUUGAGUCUGAUGAUGCCGGGCUUGGCCGCGAGGUGCAGUCGCUUGCGUGCGCCUGCCUGCUGAGCUUGGUGGUGGCGUGGGGAAAGACCGGUCCAUUACUGGCAGCCAUGUCCUCCGUACUCAUCACCGCUGCCCAGAGAGGUGACAUACAGCUAAAAGUGCCAGAGGUACUGUCCUCCCUCCAGCGCAGUGUUCAAGCUGCCUGCGUUGGCUAUGAUGUGUCAAACGAUUGGGCUGCUGUCGGCAUCACCAAAGAGGCCAUGGUGGACAAGUGGCCAGUGUAUGAUGUGACGGUAGAUGAAGCCAGCUCGCUGGCUGUAGAUAGCAACUACGCGUACGUAUUCUCCAAGAAUGAUGGCUUGGCAAAGAUUGGUACUGGGCACGAAGGGACAAUCAAAGGAUAUGUGUACAUCAAAAACAAGGAAUUCUAUCCCGGACAAGACGGCUGGAUUGGAUGUAUCAAGGGCAAAUUGUUCUUCCAGCUGCGCUCCGGCAUGGACCGUAGCAUGAUAGUGGUCAACACGGACACACUGCUGGAGCAGGAAACGGUCGAGCUGGAGUACGAGGGCGGACCGGGUCCCAUGCAGUUUUUGGUGGAUGGUGUUCACAUUGCUCAGCUGCAGCCACAACAAACUGGGCUAAAGUUGCGCCUGUUUGAUUCAAGCAGUUCUCCAAUGCCGUGCAUCAAAGAGUCGGAGCUUGUUGUUGCGUCUCACUCUGUCAUGGCGUGUGGCAAAGCAAGCUAUCUCAAGAGCUCUGCUCUGCAUGAGUGCUACUUUGAUGACACACAGGACGCCAUCAUCGAGGCGGGCCGCGAGUUCUCCCUCUUGCUGAAAAAUAGUGGCAAGCUCAUGUGUUGUGGCAAUGGCUCUGCGAUAGGCUUCUCUGCUGCUGGCAGUGCGCCAGACAGUCUGAAGUGGAUUGAGGUGGCUAGCAAUGUGAAACAGGUGACUGUUGGACACAAUGGCAACUUUGUUGUCACACUUGACGGCAAUAGCAAAGUGGCUUGUUAUGGCUAUCCAUACAAUGGUGAAGAUGGCAGCAAGGCCAAGAACAGACGUGCAGUCAAGCAGUGCACAGGUUCUACUCCAGCAAAGGUAGCCCAGGUCACAGUGACAUCAGUGGCCUGCAGCAGCACUGGCAGUGCCUACAUCAGUGACAAGGGCCAGCUGUAUCUGCUCGGCGUAGUCGGCGAAGACUUCACCGAUUCUCAGAGUGGUAUUGUCCUGGGCCUACUUGGCAUCGAGGUGAAGACGUGUGCUCUUGGCAAAGGCCAUGUUCUGGCACUUAACAAUCACGGCAUCCUCUACUCCUUUGGUUUAAACAACCGCGGUCAGUGUGGUCGCGAUGACAGCUCUGCAGAAGUGAACCCUGAGGAUGGUGAGACUGGCACGUCCGAGGAGGAGGAAGACAGUGUCAUGUGCAAGGACAGCCACAACUGGGGCAACACGGUGUGCAUGAUCUGCACUGUGUGCGGACACUGUACAGGCUAUGGUCCAGGCUGCUGCAAUGCUAGAGAACCCAAUCGAGAACCAGGCACAGAAUGCGGCUGUGGAUCAGGAUUCUCUGGCUGUGUUGCCUGUGGCUGUUGUCGAAAGUGUGCAGGGAAUCAUAAGCCUUCAGGAAAAAAGAAGGAAAAGCCCAAGGACAAGAAGAGUUCUGGAAAGGCUCUGUUCCGACCAGGUCCGGUGAUGCUGCCGGUGGACGGUAGCAUUACUGUGCAGCAGAUUUCUGCUGGCCACUAUCAUUCCGCUGCACUCUUGAGCAAUGGCGACGUGUAUACAUUUGGUGGAAACUCAGAUGGACAGCUUGGUAUUGGAUCAAAGGAUAACAGUACAAUGCCAGUCAAGGUGGAUCUUCCCUGUGCCGCCAAGCAAGUGAGAGCUGGUGGACACCACACGGUCAUCUUGCUUGCCGAUGGCCGGGUGAUGACAUUCGGCAGCUCCAAGGAUCAACAGCUGGGGCGCACAGCAGCCAAUGUGAAAGAUCCUCUGUGGUUCGCCAAGCCUGGAUUCCUUGAAGGCGUUGGCUCUGGUGAUAAACUUGCUUCGUGGGUCGGUGCCGGUGCCAGCAACACCUAUGUACAGAUGUCUUCCUCAUUGCUAACGGAAAAGAACUUGGAGACAUCAACGAUCUUUGCUAACCCACACACACUGGGUAUUGUCUCGAACCUGAAAGAAUCACUCAAUUCAUCGAUCCUGUUCUACGACAGGGACAACAAGAGGCUUAGCAGCGUCUCCGACCAGGCCGACCUGUUCAAGUCAUUGCUCUGCUAUGAACCAUCCUACUCUCUGCUAUAUCGGCUGAAAACUGACUCAUUGCAGAUGGAUUGCUUUGAUGUGUUUGCAUCACACUCGAAGUCUACUGUCUGCGAGUCUGGUCAGUUUGGCAGCACAAUCUUCAGUCCAGAGUUGUCUUUUCCACGACAAAAUGCUGACUGCAUUUCGGCAUCGCAAGCAUCUCUUCACUUGCUCGCUUGCCUGUCGCACCUGAACGCUGCAAUCACUUCUGGAAUAUCGGCUACGGGUGCAGGCGGAGUUGCUGUUGUUCCUGGCUCAACGAUAGCUCUGGGCUCGAUCAAUACGGUGCCUGUGAUGCCUAAUGACUACUCGACUGUUUGUCGCUUUCAAUCUACUGGAGGUCCUUGGGGCUAUUCACAAACAGCUGUCGAUGCCGUAUCCUUUUUGGUGGACAAGGACAUAUUUCUGUAUGGAGUUGGACUGUAUUCGAACACGCAAGGAUCCACGUUCAAAGCCACUAUCCGGAUUGAAAUGGGGAAUCGUGAUCGUGAGCUUGUGACAGAGUACACUUCUAGCUUUUCCAAAUCCGCCAAGCCCAGUCGCGAAGACGAAUAUUGUCACUGCCUUAUGGAUAAGCCGCUGAAGCUGGAGGCAAAGCAACUGUACAAUAUCUUGGUGACCAUCACAAGUAGCAGUCGAUCUGCUAGUGGUUCAGUUGGUUUUCCCUCUGUCAAUGCUACCGAUGAUGGUGAGUCGGUGACAUUCACCUUCAAGGCCUGUAUGCAUUCGAACAAUGGAACUGAUUCGGAAUCCGGCCAGAUACCUGGCAUCUUGUUCAAAGUGUACAAGGAACAGGCUGUUGCCCAUACAUCCUCCAGCAGUAGUCAGCUGACCGCCCAUGUUCUGCGUCCGGAGUUUUCUACCAGCGUGUCCCAGGAUGGCUUCUCAGCUCUGCUGCGAUUGCUUCGCUGGUCAUGGGACAAGCUAUGUUUGUCAGUCAAACAGCCAAUGACAUCCGGUAGUCGACGUGACACUCUCGGUGCUCUUCAAGAUCUCAAACGGCUGGCAUUCAUCACGUCUCAUUGCUUGCAGCUGUUGCAGACAUUCGUUCUGGAAUUAUACCCUGUCCCAGGCUCGAAGAACACUGCCAAACCAGAGGAGGACCAGCUUGUCGAGGCCAUUGGUGAUUCGCGCAGUGUCCUGAGUGACAUUCUCAGCAAGUCUAUUCUGCUCACCAAACUGCAGGGAAACCCAGCCGACUCCAAUUCACCGGCUUCUCUCUUUAUGCAGGCCCUGGACCAGUGCUACAAGACGUUUGUUGCCUGCUGCCAUGCGUUCUAUCCAUCAAACUUCCUUCGCUGGACAGCACUGUUUGCUUUGCUGAAUCAGUACACAGUUGAUAUUCGCGCUGGUGGUGUUCCACAUUGUAGCCGUCAUCUGGCUGCGCUGAUGGAGGCUUUGGCCAAGCCCACUCAACCUUUGCUAGCUGCUAUCAGUGCUUUGCCUGUUGGUGAAACUACAAAGAUUUAUUCCUUGAUUGGAUCAGCACAGAGUCAUUAUCCCAAGCUGGAGCAGCACAUGGCUGACCGUAUUCAAGAACAAGGAGAGUGCGAUGUCAGCGCAAGCUUCAAGGACGUUGUAUCCCAGUUACUGUUCCUAGUCGUACAGCCUGUCCGUGAUGCUGUUGGACUGGACAAAAUCGAUGGUGAGCGUGAUAACAUGGUGACUACGCGGGCUGGAGAUCUACUGGCUGCGCUGGUCGGCCAACUCGCUCUGGACUGCCAUAUUUCUCUGGAGGACGGCCCUUUGCUCUCAUCAACAGUCAAACUGCACAGCGGUGAGCAGGUGCAGUCCACACCGGCACGGUUUGUAUCUACCACGGAGCAAGAAUUCUCCGGGGCAAUGCACUCAAGCAUGUUCAGAGUGGACAAGGAUGGUGUGAUGAUUGCUGGCACUUGCAUUUACGCUGUCGACGGCCUUUCCAACUAUGAAGUGGAGCUGCUGCAGUUUUCAAUGAACCAGCCUCUAUCUAUCAAGAAGAUGUCUGGCUCUCUGAAGGAGGUGGAAUUGGCUGAUGGAAAGCUGACCAUUUCUUUUGACAAGCCCGUCAGCAUUCAGCCAGGUAAGGACUACAUCAUGAACGUCGCCCUGCAAAUGGAUACUCAUACUCAGUUUCCUCUUGGCAAUGAUGUCGACAUCAACCAAGUGAAGACGGACGAUGACAUCACGUUCUCUUUCUCUACAUCGCCAAUGAGCAAUGAGAGUACACUGAUGCCGAGCCUGCUCUAUAUCAACACGCUGUCCAAGGACGGCAACGCUGCGAGGACAUCUUUAGCUGAUACCAGGCGCCGCCCAGCUGCUCAUCUUGUUCAGCUUUCCAUCACUCUGCUGGAGCAUUGCGCGCAGAUCAUCGACUGUCUCAAUAGCCAGUCACAUGAGAAACUCAAGUCUCUGCUAUCCAUGCUGGGUGAAUCGUACAUCUUCUCCACUCUGCUCCCGUUGUGCCUGGCAUACUUGUCACCAGUUGUAGCUGCUGACCUUCAGCUUGCUAUUGACAUGAUUGCACUGCUCCAAGCUGUAUUGCCAUCCGUCACCGGUAUCAAUCGAAUGCUGCAGUCCAGCAACAUUCUUGCUGAUCUGGCGGCAGCAGCAAGCACUGAGAAAGCGUCCAGCGAUGACAAGGCUGCUGAGCAAGAGAAGCCUGUGGUGGAGGUGAAGGGCGAUGAAAGUGCGGCUGUUGAGGCCACUAUCACCACCAAUGGUGCAGACUGUCAGACGGCCAACAGUAAUGCUGCUGAUCAGCCUGUUCUGCCUGUGGUUACACAUCACGUUGUAGUGGAGAGCGAUCAUCCGUACCCCACUGCCACUUGUAGCGGCUACGGGGUGAGCUUCCCCAGCUGUGUGAAGUGGAUGCUGGUGGAGUUUGACAGUCGGUGUGGUACUGCUCAGCCGGAGGAUGUUGUGUGCCUGUACAUAUCAGACAAGAAGAAAGACAAGGAUGUAAAGCAACAACGGCGUGCUCUCAGGAUUGAUCCCAACGACUCGUUGCCCGUAUUAGAGGAAUAUAGCGGUGCUCCUGGUGGCAACUGGCCCAAGCGGCCGCUGGUAAUUGCAGGCAAUAGUCUGUCAGUGUGGCUGGAAACAGCGUCUGACUAUGCAAAGGAUAACAAUGCUUGCAAGUACGGCUUCCGCUGUACUGUGACCGGGUACGAGUGGGCACCUAUUCCAACACAGGUUACUCUCGUCAUGGAAAGAGAACUAGCAUUUGUGGCCAGUACAUGUGCUGUGUCACUCAUGCAUGAUGAUGUGCCACUCAUGGAUGUGAGUGCCGACGAAGACAACAUUCAUCCCACAGUCAAGCAGCUAAUGGCUGAAGAGGAGUUUGCACAGCACAAGGAUGUGUUACAACAAGGCCUUGGUCUGAACCACGUGCCUAGUAUCACGGAGGUUGUGCAUGGCCACAUUGCCUGGCAGGAACAGUCCAACGAACAGCAGUUCCUCGACGAUCUCAUCAGUCUGAAGCCAGGCACUAGUGGUGGUCGACUAGCCAGGUGGCUUCAGCCCACUCAGUGUGUAGAUGCAGAGUGUUCAGUGCUGAAGACGGCAUCCGAGAGUCUCUACUCGCACUGGUUACAGCACGCGUUCAGCCUGAACACGUGUGAUGCUGAGGGGCACACAGUGUUUGUGCUAGGAAUGAAGGUGGAGUGCAUUGCCACGCCAGUCAGUGCGUCAGGAGAUCAUGUUGACCCAGCUCUUUUUGCGGGCUUGCCUAAUGUCAACUUCGCUACAAAGUACAAGGCAACAGAGACCGGCACUGGACUGCUGCAGUCCAUCACUGCCAUGAAGGAUUACGAGAAGUUCUCCUUUGAGGAAAUUCGUCUUCAGUCACCCAAGGAGGCCAAGACUCCGGAAAACAUGGAGGUUGUGUCUCGCAAUGAUGGCCGCUACGAGGUGAUGUGGUCGCCAUCUUUUUGCGGAGAGUACACGGUUCAGGCCCUUGUUGACGGCUGCAAAGCUGGCGAAGAGCUUGUCGUUGUUGUCGAAGAGCCUGCCAGUGGUGCUGUUGCUCCGCCACUACCUCCUUUUGCCUCUGGUUGGGCAGUGGCCAGCGCUGCUGCCAAAGUCCGGGAGACGCACGAACACAAGUUGAUGGUUUUCAAGCACAUUUCUGGAUCGUUACGGGUGCGAGCAUCGCCUUCCUUGCAGGGAAAAACAAUCGGGACACUCAAAGGACGAACUGAGGUUCGUGUUGUCAAAGAGGAAGCGAAUGAUGAUGGGCAGUGGGUGAAGUUGACACCUAAAUAUGCCAAGAAGUUUACCAAGUCGGAAACUGCCUGGGUCUUGGCUUUCCACAGUGGCACAGCUGACACUUAUCUGGAAGAAGUCGAGGAGGAAGAUCCUACGGCUGCUGAUGGCACUGCCGCUGAUCCUUCUUCUGCUGAUGGCCUCAAAGCCAAUCUGUCGGUGCUGAAUGGAGCACUGCCUGCGGAGCCACCAACCAAUUGGCAUCCUGGUAUGAUAGCUAAGCUGAAUCAGGAGGAUUUCAUUCCAGAGCUGAAGGCUUUGAAGUUGAAAAGCAAGAAAGCUGCGUCUGCCAAGGCUAAACCAAAGCUGCCUGAAGGUGGUGCAGGUAACUACACCGUUGUGCACUGUGGAUCUCUUGGUCACAACAUACGCAAGAAGCCGAGCUGCAAGGCCACACCUGUUGGCUUACUUACGUAUGGUUCUGACUUGAUCGCCAUUGCUUCGGUGAAGAACAAGGAUGGGCUGUGGAUUCGUCUGGGUGAUAAGAGUGUGGAAGAAUACUGCGAGUCUAAUGCUGAAUCCUGGACAUUGUCGGCAAAUUGCAAAGGUGUUACUUUCAUUCAGAAGGUUGGAUCAGAUGGUGACAAGGUUGUUGGUCACGAGGAUGAAGACGAUACGAGUGAUGAAACGGAAGCGGUACCUAAGAAGGAAGAGAAGCCCGUGCCUGUUGGCGGUUUGUUUGGCAACGCUGGCAAUGCUGGUGGUGUUGGAUUGUUUGGAGCUGCUAAUGCUGGCAAUGCUGCUGGUGGUUUGUUUGGUGCUGGUAAUGCUGGUGGUGGUGGAGGCUUGUUUGGUGCUGGUAAUGCUGGUAAUGCUGGUGGUGGUGGAGGCUUGUUUGGUGCUGGUAAUGCUGGCAAUGCUGGUAAUGCUGGUGGUUUCGGUGUUGGCUUUGGUUUUGGUGCUGGCAAUGCUGGUAAUGCUGGUAAUGCUGGUGGUUUCGGUGGUGGCUUUGGGGGUUUUGGUGCUGGCAAUGCUGGUAAUGCUGGUAAUGCUGCUGGUGGCUUUGGUUUUGGUGCUGGCAAUGCUGGUAAUGCUGGUAAUGCUGGUAAUGCUGGUGGUUUGGGCGGUUUUGGCGGUGCCUUUGGUGGUUUUGGUGGUGCACCCGCUGAGCCUCCCGGUACUCCUCCGUUUGGUGGCGGUGGUGGUUUCAAUUUUGGAGCCCCGGCUGCAGCUCCAGCUCCAGCUUCUGCGUUUGGCGGAGGCGGUGGUUUCAAUUUCGGAGCCCCAGCUCCAGCUCCAGCUCCUGCUUUUGGGGGUGGCGGAGGUGGUGGUGGCUUCCAGUUUGGUAUUGAACCUGCCCCCGAAGCACGUGGAUUCCAAUUCGGUGAUGUGCCAGAUGAGGACGGUGAUGGUGAUGACGACGACGGCGACGACGCAGACAGUGAUGAGGAGGAGGAGGCUGGUGAGAAGCUGGGCAGUGACGGUGGUGAGGAGAGUAACAGUGACUGUUCUGGCGACACAACAAGUGAAGAGAACACCUGCAGUGACCUCUCCGACCAUGAUGAAGACCCUGGUUGGGGAAGGAAACUGGGCCGUAAAGGCAAGGCAGGAGGCAAGAAGCGUGGCAUGUUUGACAGCAACAAAUCGCGGGACUCCAGCGGAGACAGCGGUGAUGCCCUUAGUAGCUUAGCGCAACUCUUUGCUGCUGCCGACCAAGAUGAUGCAGUGUCUGGUGGUGCAGCCCCCAAACCAGACAUACUCGCUGCUGCUAAACAAGACGAUGUGAACGUGGGUGGUAGCAAGGAGAAAGAGAGCCUGCCCACGGUCCUGUCUCCUGCAGUGGCGCAGUGUUUGCGCACUGUUCUGGCUGCUUACCUGUGGCAUGGCUCUCUGGUACAUGACGCCAUGGCCAGUGCAUCCUACCUGAAAUUCCAUCCAGACCUAACCCAUGGCACUGUCCAGGCCAGUAAUGUCGCAGCUGACUCUAUGGCAACUGAGGAGACACUGCCUGCCAUGUCUGUUGCCAGUGCAUCCGCUACCGCUUCAGCCGAUGCACAGCCAUCAAGUGAAGAUAUAAAAUCGUCUUGCGGUGCUAGCCCAGCCAUUAUGUCUUCUCUGGAGCAAACAGCCGAACGGAGGAAGGGUACAUCCGUCUCAUCCGACUUGUCAGCAGGUGAGGCAGGCGAUUGCGUGCAGCCGCCUGUAGAGCAGCAGGGCCAGUCAAUGCCACCCACGCUGCGCUACCUCGUACGCAUCUUCCAGAAGCUGUCCGAGGCUGUCCUUACAACACUGAGCAAAGACAAGAAGGCAAAAUGGACUCCACGAGUUCCUGCAUCAGUUUCCAAUGUUAUCGUACAAGCGGAGAAAGAUGCCAAAGCCAAGAAAGAAGACGAAGAGAAGAAGAAGAAGAAAAAGCCUGGAGGCGGCGGCGGUGCCUCGGCUGCUGGUGGUGAUAGGACGGACCUUUGUGAGCUUUGUGACGAGUACUUCCCAUCUCCAGUCACGUAUCAUAUGCGUGACAGCCAUCCUGGAUGUGGCCGACACGCUCAGGGUAAGGGUUACAACUCACAGGGACGUCAUUAUGGUGGGUGGGCCGGCAACUGUGGCGAUGGUGGACGUGGCGGCAGCACCUGGUAUCUGAUGUGCAACUCCUGCAGAACAAAGUAUCUUGAUCAGAAGGCUGAGAUGAAGCGCGUCGAGAAGGUAGCGACAAACAAGCCCGAGCAAAAGCUAGCUCCCAACCGUGGAGAGUUGAAACCGCGCAAGUGUGCAGAGCAGCCAGCACAUCGUGUUCUCACUGAAAAUGCGCAGUUCCUGCUGCGUCUGGCGCCCUUUUCUGAGAAAUCCGCAGUGUCGUCUGUCACCACCGCCUCUGCUGCAGCCCCUGCUGCUGCCUCUACUGCUUCUACUGGCACAGGCACUAGCCACGAAGGUGAAGACGACUCCUCGAAGAACCGAUUGUUCCUCUUCCAGAAGAUGAUGUCACAGCCAAUCACGGCUAGUGGCGCUUUUGCCAGUUUUGAUUCACCCGAGCCUGGCUUGUUGCAGCGAUCGUCCUCAACGAGCGGUAACGACAAAUGUGACGAUGAUGCUAACCCACCGUUCUACCAGCGCUCAGUCUCACUCUUAGUUGGCGAUGCUGCAAAGCAAAGACUCAUUGAGCCAGUCAGUGUGGUGACUAGCGCUUCCUCAUCACUGCUGCACAAGCCCUCGCAUCGUCUCAAGAAGCUGGUGGCCAUUAUCAACCGUGCUGGCGACCAGAACACUCUGGCUGAGAGCCCUGUGCUGCGCUUCAUCUCGCAAGCACAUGAUCUACAAUCACUACGCUGGAGUAUGGAGCAUAGUGUACAACUGGCUGCCUGCAGGCAUCAUGCGUUAGCUACAUUUGGCUGGGUGUUGCGUUGCUUAUCGCAAGAAGCCGUGCUGCACGAUGUUCUCUGGAUGUUUUCGUCCAGCUUGAAUGCAGAUCCCGUACCUGCGGAGAAUGGGAAGAAGGCUGAGGCAGAACCAGCUCAGCUGGGCAACCAUCCGUUGGUGAGCCUGCUGUGCAGCGGCCAGAUAGUCAUGCAAGUUGUGCGCAGCGCCUUCCACGGCUUCCUUGGCAGUGUGUCUGACCUCCUGAAGGCUGUGCCGUGCGGCUCACUCGUUCAGCAAGCAGCUAUUCGCUGUCUGGCUCUUCGAUUCCAUCCUGAUGACCAUGCUUUCCUGCACCGUGGACAGGUGUUCUCGAGCAUCAGUGAAGUCCUUGCUAAGGUGGAGGAACAAUGUAAUCGACAAGCGAUGGUUACCUUGCCAGCACCAAGUGCCGAUGAUCCCGGUGCGAAGGUUUACCAGCUGCAGAACGUUCUCGAUGAAUGUGAGCUGAAGAUGUCGUCUCGCGCAGCCAUGGCUAACAGCCUAAAGGAUGGUGAUACGGAGACUUUCUGGGAGUCUGGUGAAGAGGACCGCUUAACCACCAAGUACUUGCAAGUAACAUGCAGCAAAACUGUCUCACCGCAGAUCAUUUGUGUGCAUAUCGAUAACAGCCGAGACAACGGUCAUCGUGUGAAGAAGGUGGUACUGGGUAUUGGAGAGGUAGCAGAUGAUAUCAAGAAGACCAAGCAUGAGGUUCCCGUUUCGAACAACUUUGCUGGCUGGAUAAACAUGGCGAUACCAGUGAGUGAUAGUAGUCCAGCUCGCGUUAUCCGUGUGUUCCUCCAUGGGGCUCAACAGUCCGUACGGCUGCGUCAAGUCAUGCUUCUCGGAGUCAGUGAGAAGUCGCCGGAGAAGAUCAUUGCUGGCGAGUUGCCACCGCAAAUUGCACACGGUCAGACCUGCCAGGCGGAGGCUCUGCAUGUAUUCCGCCAGCUAACUUCACAGGUGUUUGGCCGGCUGCUGUCUGGUGAGAAAGAAGAUGACAAAGCAGAAAGGAAAGCAGGCGAGAGCACAGACCUACGUGAGCAAGUUGUUGGUAUUCUAUUCAGCGAAGGGAAGCCGCUAACACAGCUUCAGAAGCAGGUGUGUGAGCAAAUGGUGCGCUCUCUGUGCACGGAGAGUGCACGUGUUCGUACCGCAUGGCAGGCAUCAGUGAAUGAGAAGAAUGGAGAGAAGAAUGGCUCGGCCAAGUCAGAGAAUGGCAAGAUUUCCGACUCGUACUGCAUGGAGCUGCUGUCUAUGCUGUUGUCACUGGGUGGCAGUGCAUCUGGCAGUGCAUACCUAGCUCAGCAGUUUGAUCUACUUGAAGCCCUGGUCUCGCUACUGCACACCACCAAUGAUGCUGUCCAGCUGGAGGUGCUGUCACUUCUGUCACGGGUGUUGCCACACGUCGCAGCCGGGCAGUUUGCACAUCUGAUUGGUGGUGCCAUCAUCCCGCCGGCCGGCUAUUGUGCCAUCAUGCAUGCUCAGCAUGUCUCCCUUGGUCAGGUGACAGCACAGUCAGCACCAGAAGUACUGGAUAUCUUCCUGGCCUGCAUUAGCAAGGCUCUAAGCGUUCAAGUACGUGUGAAGGGUGCCACUGCUGCAGUAUCUGGAGAUGGUCUGCUGAGUGGUAAGGGUGUGUCAACUCUGACCAGCGCAGCUGUACUGCAUCGCGAUGUGGCCGUACAACAGAACAAGAUCACUCGAUGGUAUAUGCAGGGCAGUGUGUCGAACGAUGUGGCACAGGCUGUGAUACGAUUCCUGCGUGACAUGUGUGAGGGCAAGAUGGGCCAGGAAUGGUCCACAGUUGGCAAGGCAUCCAUUGCCAAAAUGAUCCUGAGCCUGACCACCAUCAACGAGACAUUGCGCGAUGCUAUCCCCUGCAUCAACUCACAUCAGGCAUGGUUGUCAUUUGCAUCACUGUGUGUAUUGUCCGAGGAGCACAUUGAGUCACUUUCCUCUGGUAACUGGCAAGACAAGCCUGGUGCUGCAGACUCUCAACCAUCACCGGGUGCUAAUGCCAAGCGCACUUGUGAGAAUCACGACGACGGCGAGACAAGAGCCAUUGUCGAGUGCAACGUGUGCGGAUCUCUGUGUGGCGAGUGUGACCGUGUGCUUCACUUGCCGAAGCGCAACAAGGGCCAUCAGCGCCAGGUCUUCAAGGAAGAAGAGGAGGCUAUAAAGGUGGAGGUUCACGAGGGCUGUGGACGUGUCAAGCUGUACUGGCUGAUGGCACUGGCUGAUCCGAAAGCAUUGCGCGCCAUGGUGGAGUUCAGGGACAUCCAAUCUGGUAUUGGUAGCGGCUCUGGGCCAUGUCGCUUCUGUGGCAGCGGUGCUGGUACUUCGCUGCUGGCCAUUGGCAGCGUGUGCUCUGAUUCCGACUGUCAGGAUCGUGCCCGCCAGGUGUGCACCAAGGUUCUGUCAUGCGGCCAUCAAUGCGGCGGUGUGACUGGCGAGGAGACCUGUCUACCAUGCCUGCAGCAUGGCUGUGCUGCUGCUGCUGCCGCCGCCGCUGCGUCGGCUGCUGGUGAGGACAGCACAGACGGGCCAGGCAGCAGGGCAGUGGUGGCUAAGCUUCGUCAGGACGCUGAUGACAUGUGCAUCAUCUGCUAUAGUGAACCGUUGAGUGCUGCACCAGCAGUCCAGCUGUCUUGUGGUCAUGUCUACCACAAGCACUGCUGUGACUCGCAGCUGGAGAAGCGCUGGGCUGGCCCACGCAUCACCUUCCGAUUCCUGAUGUGCCCAAUCUGUGAGGAUCGAUUUAUUGAGCAUCCACUGCUCAGUCAAGUCAUCAAGCCACUGAUGGAUCUUUAUGAGGAGGUCAAGCGCAAGUCCCAAAUGCGACUAGAGUAUGAGAAUCAAAUGAAGUGCGUUGCUGUCACUAGUCCGAGCAGCAAGUUCUACCAGAACCCCGGCCUGUAUGCCAUGGAUCGCUAUGCCUACUAUGUGUGUCACAAGUGCUCAAAGGCGUAUUUCGGUGGUGAGGCGCAAUGUGUAAUACAAGCCGCAAUGUCCAACGACUAUGAUCCAACUGAACUUGUGUGUGGCGCUUGUUCCAAUGUUGAAGGAGCACAGAUUUGCCCAAAGCACGGCAUAGACUUCUUGGAGUACAAGUGUCGGUACUGUUGCUCCGUGGCGGUGUACUUCUGCUUUGGCUCGACACAUUUCUGCACACCGUGCCAUGACGAUUUCCAACGCCUUGGUAACAUGGACAAGAGUCUGCUGCCAUCAUGUCCGGUCGGCCCGACCGCCGUGCCUCUUGAUGUAACCGAGUGUCCACUGCGCGUUGCUCAUCCGCCGACGGGCGAGGAAUUUGCUUUGGGAUGCGGCGUGUGUCGCAAUGCGCAAACCUUCUGAGCAUUCCAGCAAGUUGACUUGUCCGCAGGAACACUCCAACAGAAUCGUAUCGCUACCGCUCUUUUUGUUCCAGUAACUGCUUCGUGGUUGCCUGUUUUGUUGCUAUGGCUUUAAAUAAAUUAAUGAAUAGAUUGUCUUGCUUUGUGGCAUGAACUGGAUAUUUUCCCCGUCUCUCUGUCUCUAUAUCUGAACUGUGACUUCACCGAGACAUCCUAGAUUAACUUUAGCCUUUGGUAGUGUGGUGUUAGACGUGAGCCGUUGCUGCCUCUUUAGCCUUUGGUAGUGUGGUGUUAGACGUGAGCCUUUGCUGCCUUUUUCCGUUCCUUUUGUUUUGCUGUGUGCUUUUCAACUUCAGUCUUCAUUUAGCCUUUGGUAGUGUGGUGUUAGACGUGAGCCGUUGCUGCCUCUUUAGCAUUUGGUAGUGUGGUGUUAGACGUGAGCCUUUGCUGCCUUUUUCCUUUCCUUUUGUUUUGCUGUGGGCAGUUUUCAACUUCAGUCUUCAACGAAUCGUUGUCUUGUCUUGUCGUACCGUUUAUUUCUACUCAUUGUCCUUAUUAUGUCAUGUGGUAUUACCAAUCACAAAAUCAGAUCUUGUUUUGCACCAGCUUCCAAAUUUUCAGUUGUGCAUCUGCUCGCUUAUUCUUUUUAUAGCACCGAUGUGCAGCACCGAUGUGCAGCUAAGUCUUGUACUACUUGCAGUCGAAUUGCAUGCCUUUACUUUUAUCAAUGGCCAGUGAGAGUGUUUGCUUUUCUCUUACCCCAGGGUGGUAUUUUUUCUGUUGGUGCCCUUCUGGUUUUGCUAGAGGUCUUGUGCAGAGUCUUGCUUUUUUUCGUCUUCUUAUUUUCGCCUUCGCUACCAGCCGGCCUUGGCAGCUCUCGGCAUUUCUUGCUGUAUUUUUGUUGUCGCCAUUCGCCAUAGUUUCAUAUGCUAGAGACAUGCUCUUGUUCUUGUCCUUUAUAGUAUACUACAAUGCCUACUUACUUCAUACUGA
Sycon ciliatum is the source of this 14952-nucleotide messenger RNA. RefSeq names its product E3 ubiquitin-protein ligase MYCBP2-like. The transcript is spliced from 80 exons. Gene Ontology annotation, cellular component: plasma membrane; nucleus. Gene Ontology annotation, biological process: axon guidance; regulation of synaptic assembly at neuromuscular junction. The record is from RefSeq and is a predicted model, not a curated record. Lineage: Eukaryota; Metazoa; Porifera; Calcarea; Leucosolenida; Sycettidae. Gene Ontology annotation, molecular function: ubiquitin protein ligase activity. The coding region runs from base 116 to 13960 and encodes 4614 amino acids.